Sinocyclocheilus anshuiensis is the source of this 1913-nucleotide messenger RNA. RefSeq names its product dual specificity mitogen-activated protein kinase kinase 2-like. Gene Ontology annotation, biological process: protein phosphorylation. The transcript is spliced from 11 exons. Gene Ontology annotation, molecular function: ATP binding; protein kinase activity. The coding region runs from base 681 to 1868 and encodes 395 amino acids. The record is from RefSeq and is a predicted model, not a curated record. Lineage: Eukaryota; Metazoa; Chordata; Actinopteri; Cypriniformes; Cyprinidae.
AGAGUUGGCGCGGGUUCUGCGCUCUGAUGUUUCCGGUAACCUGCGGAGAGCAGCUGGGCCGAAGUUCACCGCGUUUUCCUCAUCCUCAGCCUCCUCUACCGGGACAUCCCGCUCACCGGGACCGGCUUCACUCGCCACGGAGCUCGGGAACUCAUUUACCAUUACAUGAGAGAGACAGUGAGCGCUGACAGACGCUUUAAACCUCAGCAGACACUCGGAACGAUGCUAGCAAGCUAACAGCAUCCUGUCGCGCGGACCGAGAAAUCAAAAUAAUGUCUUUUAUUACUUCUAGUUCAUUUAUACUAGUUUUAUAAAGUGAAUGUGCUUUUUGCUAAGGCGCACGUGUGGUGUCGUGUGUUAGCGACAGUAGCACAUGUUGUUUAUAGGUUACAGGUGAUUUUAUGGCUUGAUUGUUAUCUCUAUAUAGUAACGUUAUAAGAGUCCGCAUCACAUUAGUGUGAAUUAAAGUGAAUGUCAGCUCACAGUACAGACAUUCAUACUCCUAGUGUUUAAAUAUAAUUAUGAUCAGAUCUGGACAGUAAACAGGUUGAGGAGUUUUUAUAGACUGAUCUGGGAACUUACCAGCUCGAUGACAAGCUGUAAAUCAGUUAUUAUACAGUAAAGCUCAGUCUGAGCUCGCUUUAGAUUAAAGGUCUCCUCAGCCUUUUCAAACAUCAGCCAUGGCUCCGAAAAAGAGACCAGAGCCCAUAGUUAUAACCGGAUCCGGAGAGGCACAGACGACCUCUACAUCCAUCGAUGCAGCUUCAGAAGCGAAUCUUGAGACCCUACAGAAGAAGCUGGAAGAGCUGGAUUUGGAUGAGCUGCAGAAGAAGCGUCUGGCAGCUUUUCUCACGCAGAAAGCCAAUCUGGGCGAGCUGAAAGAUGAUGAUUUCCAGCAUAUCUGUGAACUGGGAGCUGGAAAUGGAGGUGUGGUUAAUAAAGUGUGCCACAAACCCUCUGGCCUUGUAAUGGCCCGGAAGUUAAUUCAUCUGGAGAUCAAGCCAGCCAUCAGGCACCAGAUCAUCAGGGAGCUGCAGGUCCUGCAUGAGUGUAACUCUCCGUACAUCGUGGGUUUCUACGGGGCGUUUUACAGCGACGGGGAGAUUAGCAUCUGUAUGGAGAACAUGGACGGAGGCUCUUUGGAUCAGGUUCAGAAAGAGGCUCGCAGAAUUCCAGAGGAGAUCUUGGGGAAAGUCAGCAUAGCCGUUUUAAGAGGUCUCGCUUACCUUCGAGAAAAGCACCAGAUUAUUCACAGAGAUGUGAAACCUUCAAAUAUUCUGGUCAAUUCCCGCGGGGAGAUCAAACUGUGUGACUUUGGCGUGAGCGGGCAGCUCAUCGACUCAAUGGCCAACUCUUUUGUAGGAACGCGCUCGUACAUGUCGCCGGAGAGGUUGCAGGGCACUCAUUACUCGGUGCAGUCAGACGUGUGGAGUAUGGGUCUCUCUCUGGUGGAGCUGGCCAUCGGCCGCUAUCCCAUUCCUCCACCCGAUGCCAAGGAGCUGGAGGGCAUCUUCGGCAGGGUAGUGAUGGAUGUUCGGGAGACAGGGACACACAGUACGUCUGCUCGACCCAGACCCCCCGGCAGACCCGUCAGCGGUCACGGGCCCAUCAUGGCUAUAUUUGAGCUGCUGGAUUAUAUAGUCAAUGAGCCGCCCCCUAAACUCCCUCAUGGCGUCUUCACUCCUGAUUUCCAGGACUUUGUGACCAAAUGUCUGAUUAAAAACCCUGCAGACCGAGCGGACCUGAAGAUGCUGAUGAAUCACACAUUUAUUAAGCGCUCAGAGGUGGAGGAGGUGAACUUCGCUGGAUGGUUGUGUAAAACGGUGGGGCUCAAUCAGCCCAGCACACCCACCCAAACAGCUGAAUGACACACACACACUCUCUCUUUCUCUCUCUCACACACACACUCACAC